Molecule: messenger RNA, 1455 nt
Organism: Aegilops tauschii subsp. strangulata
Lineage: Eukaryota; Viridiplantae; Streptophyta; Magnoliopsida; Poales; Poaceae
Product: S-norcoclaurine synthase 1
Source: RefSeq, a predicted model, not a curated record
UUUACAAGCAAACAAAAGUGGUAGUAGCUACCGCGUCGGCAUCUCAGACCUUUUCUAUUGGCAUUUGCACAACAGCUCAAUUAGCUAUUGCAAUCUACUCCAGCUAGCAGUUUUGUUGGUCGAUCUCGUCUCCUUCCUCAACGUGGCGAACGCCACGAGCACAUGACUCCGGACAGGACAAACGUGCCGGCCGCCUUUCACCUGCAACUGCAAGAUAAAUCGAUCACUGACGAGGUGAGCAGCGAGCAAGCACAAUAGUCUAUCUACCUGAUCCGAUGGAGGAGACCAAGCCGCGGAACCUCGGCGGCUCGCUGCCCGUGCCCAACGUGCAGGACCUCGCCGGCCGGCCCGACGAGCUCGCGGUCACGCCCACCCUCCUCCGCCGCUAUGUGCGGCCUCAGCCCAACACGGCCGACCUGCGCCCCGACGCCCCUGCCGGCGAAGAACAGGAGCACGUCCCCAUCAUCGACCUCGGCCGGCUCCUCAAUCCGGAUGGCCUCGCCGGCGGGCGGGACGAGGAGGCCGCCAGGCUGCGCUCGGCCUGCGAGGACUGGGGGUUCUUUCAGGUGGUGAACCACGGGAUACCCGAGGAGACCGUGGAGGAGAUGAAGAAGAACGUCAUGGGAUUCUUCGCGCUCCCGCUGGCCGAGAAGACGGCCUUUGCGCAGCAGCCCGGAGAGAUCGAGGGGUACGGCCAGGCAUUCGUCGUCUCGGAGGAGCAGACGCUCGACUGGGCGGACAUGUUCUUCCUCCUCACGCAGCCGCCCACCUACCGCGAUCUCCGCCUCUGGCCGUCCAACCCUUCCACAUUCAAGACUUGCUUGGAGAACUACUCUACGGAGGUGCAAAGGGUGGCAGGUGAGCUGCUGGGAGCCAUGGCGGAGAACCUGGGCGUGAGAGACCACUCGGACAUGACGAGGCUCGCCGCGUCGCAGUCAGUGAGGAUGAACUACUACCCGCCUUGCCCGGAGGCGCAUGUGGACAGCGUGUUGGGCCUGUCGCCGCACUCGGACGCCGUCGGGCUGACGCUGCUGCUGCAGGUCAGCAAGGUCCCCGGGCUGCAGAUCAGGAGGAAAGGCGGCUGGGUCCCGGUCACGCCGCUCCCCGGCGCCCUCGUCGUCAACGUCGGCGACGUGAUUGAGGUGUUCACCAACGGGAAGUACAGGAGCGUCGAGCACAGGGCGGUGGUUAACGCACGCCAUGAGCGGAUGUCCAUCGCGACGUUCCACAGUGGGAGGUUCGGCACCAUGUACGGGCCGCUGGAGGAGGUCGUCGGAGACGGGGAGCCGCGGUACAGGAGUGUCAGCGUCCAGGAAUAUGUGAAGCUCGUGGUCUCCAGCAAGCUCGACGGCAAGAACAUCAUGGACGCCAUGAAGAUCGAUUGAUACUUUGAUAGCAAUACAUGGUCAUCGUUGUGGUGUGACUGGUGUCCACUAAAGUCUGUUAAUGUCUUAA